Messenger RNA from Suillus clintonianus, 1226 nucleotides. RefSeq lists its product as uncharacterized. The record is from RefSeq and is a predicted model, not a curated record. Bases 358 to 993 code for a protein of 211 amino acids. The transcript is spliced from 4 exons. NCBI's taxonomy places the organism in Eukaryota, Fungi, Basidiomycota, Agaricomycetes, Boletales, Suillaceae.
GCUCGAAUUAGAAAGUAGCACUGCCACAGGGAUGGAUGCUGUUUGUUCAUUUUCACACUCGACUUACCAUAUGCAUGGCCUGCAGGCCCACCCAAGGUGAUAGCAGGCAGAUAUUAAUCACUUGUAACAAACUCAAAGGCUCACCUGGAAUGCAUGUCUCAUUAGCUUCCCCUGUUGAGGGAAGUAUGAAUUGUCCCUGCUGGUCAGCCAAGCUGGUCUGAAUCUUGAUUUCGAUCAUGCCAAGACGGUCCCCUCUAGAGGCUGACGCACACCACCUCUACACAGAGCGUGUCAUCCACUCCUUUUGCAGUCAAGCUUGCUGUCCUUAGCAUCGCACUCUAAGUUCCGUUACUCGCCAUGAUCACUCCACAAACUGCCCCUGUUGCUCGCGCCAUCCCCAACCGCAUACGGUGUCGACCUGUCUCCAGCGGUACGGCCCUCUGUAUUGGAGACAUCGUUAUAAUCAUCGUUAUCAGUACUAUCUUUAUCCUCGCAAUCUCGUGUGCUUUCUGGACAUGGCGGUCAAUUCGUCGACGUGCCAUUGCUGAUCAGGAACAAGCUUCAUCUAAUCGCGAUCCCUACAAUGUGGUCUCGUGUUCGCUGGAAGACUCCGUUCUCGUAAGAAAGGGUAUCGUACGCGAACCGAGCAAGCCAGCGCAAGCCAAAACAGCUGGACCUGACGUCUUCUGGUCACCGCAGGCCCAACUGCCUGAACUCAAGUUCCAUCUUGAUCCACUACCCACCACAGAAGACAUGACAGAGAUGAGAAACAACUUUUCUAUUCGCCCAUUCUCUUGCCACUUUCCAUCAUCACCCUCUCCGCGUUCCAGCUUGGUAUGUUCGAACCCAGCUCUAUUGCAGUCACAGUCCUUCGGAAGCACGAUUCAUCUCACGACACGGAGCGGCAGCCCGAAGCUCAACGUGUUACCAGAUGGCGUGCGUUCUGAAGGUGGUGGUGCAACGGUUCCGGCUGUUGUACCCGGUCACAGAUAAUUCUCAUUUGAGUGUGAAGCCGUAGAUGACGGACGCUGGGCUACUGUGCGGAGCCGUGAGAUGAUCAUCGAAGUUGUUCUAUUACUUUUUGUGUUUGAAGCACAUGUUUGCAGGAUAAUUUGCAGUCUUCUAUGGCGAUUGAGUACACCAUCCAGGCAAUUGACAUUAAAUGUUGCUUUGUGCGUUGAUAAAAUCGGGGGGUUCAAUACCCGCUGUAUGAAUCGUCUCUCGUC